AUGACCCAAACGAAUAUCAUUUGUGAAUUGUUGCAUAAAUUAGCUUAUGCAUCCACAUGUUCUAAUACAUUGAUCUUGUGUGAAGAUUAUGAAAUAUCAACACAAGGUUUUGCACAAUUUAGAAAUGAUUUAAUUGAGGCAUUUUAUAAUUGUGAAGGAUUUAUAAAUAUCAAUGCAAAUCAACCUGAAAUAAUUGAUUUAGAAAGUAAUAACUUAUCAAAUGAAAUCAAUUCAUUUCCACUGUAUUCUAAGUGUAAUUCACAUUCUUCACCUCAACAACCUUCAUUUCAAAUGCCUACCAAAGACCAACUACAACAUAAUCCAUAUAUUAGAAACAAUUCCAAUAAUAAUGGAAACAAUAAUGUCCAAAGAAGAUAUAGACAAAGACAAAGAUCUAAUAAUAAUAACUUUGAAUUUAUUAAUUAUUCUAUUGAUAAUUAUGUUAAUGGUAACCAACAUUAA
Entrophospora sp. SA101 is the source of this 462-nucleotide messenger RNA. NCBI's taxonomy places the organism in Eukaryota, Fungi, Glomeromycota, Glomeromycetes, Entrophosporales, Entrophosporaceae. The record is from the annotation of a GenBank genome assembly.